UCCUAGUUCCCGCGCCAUCUGACUCACGGUGUACCCAACCACCCGCACGGGUUCGUCUCCGGCCUUCGAGUCUCUCUGCUGAUCCAGAGGCGAUGCAGGCCAGGGAGAUCAUCGAACCCUCCGACAACGUCCAUUACGCCGCCUCCAUCCAACAAGGUUCAGCGAGUAUGACUCGGAGUAAUAUUAGGUUACGGAGUACAUCCAAUAAGUCAGAUGAUGUGGGAAUAGUGUGCUUGAAUGAUAAGGUGACAAUUAAUCCAAUGCGGUAUGCUUCGGAUUGGAUUAACAAUUUGAGGCAGAUCAAUCAAGGAAAUCCUAUACCCAAGAAAUCUUCUUUUCGGAAGCACGACCAUGAUGAAGAGCCUGCCACAAAAGUUCAAUCUCUUAUCAAUUAUAACAAGUUUGACAAAGUUUCACUAGUAUGGGGCAAACCACGUCAACCUUCCAUGGGGCCGGAGGAGUGGGCCACUUUCUUGGAUUCUGAAGGAAGAGUUAUGAACCCACAAGCACUGAGAAAGAGGAUCUUCUAUGGGGGGCUUGAAGAUAGCCUGCGGAAAGAGGCGUGGAAAUUCUUGUUGGGAUAUCAUUCAUAUGAUUCAACUUAUGAAGAAAGGAAGCUUCUUGCUUCAGUUAAAAAGUCAGAAUAUGAAACCAUAAAAAAUCAGUGGAAGAGCAUCUCAAGAGAGCAAGCCAAGAGAUUUUCAAAAUUCCGGGAAAGGAAAGGCAUUAUUGAUAAAGAUGUGGUGAGGACUGAUAAGUCAAUCUCAUUCUACGAUGGGGAUGAUAAUCCUAAUGUGAAUGUUUUACGAGACAUAUUGAUGACUUAUUCAUUCUACAACUUCGAUUUGGGUUAUUGUCAGGGUAUGAGUGAUCUCCUUUCUCCUAUAUUAUAUGUUAUGAGAGACGAAUCAGAAUCUUUUUGGUGCUUUGUUGCACUAAUGGAGCGACUUGGACCAAAUUUUCAGCUUGCUCAAAAUGGAAUGCACACUCAGCUUUUUGCACUAUCAAAGUUGGUGGAGUUGUUAGACGGCCUGUUGCAUAAUUACUUUAAACAGAAGGACUGCUUGAACUAUUUCUUCUGCUUUCGUUGGAUUCUCAUACAAUUCAAAAGGGAAUUUGAAUUUGAGAAAACACUGCGGUUGUGGGAGGUUUUGUGGACACACUAUUUGACUGAGCAUCUGCACCUUUAUAUAUGUGUUGCAAUCCUGAAAAGAUAUCGGAGCAAAAUAAUCGGAGAGAAGAUGGAUUUUGACUCUCUACUGAAGUUUAUAAAUGAGUUGAGUGGUCAUAUUGACCUCGAAACAACCCUUAGGGAUGCAGAGGCGUUAUGUCUUUGUGCUGGUGAAUAUGGUGCUGCUCGCAUCCCUCCUGGAACUCCACCCUCCUUGCCUAUUCAGAAUGUUCCGCUAUACGCUCAAGAGGAUGAUGAUGUAAUGUAAGCUGAACUUUUGUGGAGUAAGACUUCUAGCAUGAUGAGUCAUGAUAGUUCUAGGCUCCUAGAAAAUCAUUGGGGUAUAUUAAAGCAUUGUAAUUUGUAAGUAUAUGGUUUCAAUAAUUUCUUAUUGAACCGGAUUAACUUUCUUUAGUUAAUUAGGAAUUGCCAUUUUUGUUUCAUUUGUUGAAAUGCAGAUAAAAUUAUCUGCAGUUGGUAAUUCUGAGCUCUGUUUGUAAAAACUAAUUUGCCCAUUUGAAAUGCCAUAGCAAUUUUUGUUGUUGUUGAA
This is a messenger RNA of Ipomoea triloba (trilobed morning glory), 1721 nucleotides long. Its product is annotated as TBC1 domain family member 15-like. The record is from RefSeq and is a predicted model, not a curated record. The transcript is spliced from 11 exons. The coding region runs from base 93 to 1439 and encodes 448 amino acids. Gene Ontology annotation, molecular function: GTPase activator activity. Gene Ontology annotation, biological process: activation of GTPase activity. NCBI's taxonomy places the organism in Eukaryota, Viridiplantae, Streptophyta, Magnoliopsida, Solanales, Convolvulaceae.